Molecule: messenger RNA, 4834 nt
Organism: Columba livia (rock pigeon)
Lineage: Eukaryota; Metazoa; Chordata; Aves; Columbiformes; Columbidae
Gene: UBAC2
Product: UBA domain containing 2
Exons: 9
Coding region: 105-1139 (344 amino acids)
Molecular function (GO): protein binding; serine-type endopeptidase activity
Source: RefSeq, a predicted model, not a curated record
UGCCCGGCCCGCCGCGGUUUCUCAGGGUCUGCCCGGCCUCUAGGGGGGAAAGGAGGGGGCGGUUCCGCCAGCGGCGCCCGCCGCGGCUGGGCCGGGCCGGCGCCAUGUUCACCAGCACCGGCUCCAACGGGCUCUAUAAAGCACCUUUGUCAAAGAGCCUGUUAUUAGUCCCAAGUGCCAUCUCAAUUCUAUUGACUCUGCUCUUCCAACAUUAUCAGAAGUUCUUUGCAUAUAACCUACAAGCUAUAAAAGAGGAUUUUCAGAUUUGGAGACUUGUAUGUGGGAGAACAAUAUGCCUUGAUUUGAAAGACACAUUUUGCAGCAGUCUGCUCAUUUACAACUUUAGAAUAUUUGAAAGAAGAUAUGGCAGCCGAAAAUUUUCUUCGUUUUUACUGGGUGCUUGGACACUCUCGGCUUUGUUUGAUCUUCUCCUUGUAGAAAUCACCCAGUAUAUGUUUGGCAUCACCAUCAACAGCUUGCCUUCUGGUUUUUUGGGUCCUGUGUUUGCUCUGUUUGUACCAUUUUAUUCCUCCAUUCCAAGAGUGCAGGUGACACAAGUAUUAGGCCAUUUUUCUAUCACAAACAAGACACUGGUCUAUAUAUUGGGUUUACAGCUCUUAACCUCUGGUUCCUACAUCUGGAUUUUAGCCUUAAGUGGACUGGUUUCUGGGAUUUGCUACAAUAACAGUAUAUUAAAAGUUCAUCGAAUUCUUUGUGUACCCAGCUGGGUAGCAAAGAUAUUUUCUUGGACUCUUGAACCAAUCUUCUCGUCUGCGGAACCAACAAAUGAAGUUCGAGUGGGAAUGGGAGCAACAGUUGACAUCCAGAGGCAGCAGAGAAUGGAGCUACUGGAUCGUCAAAUCAUGAUGUCUCAGGUUGCCCAAAUGAGGCGGCAAAGGCAGCAGCAGGGUGGGAUGAUUAACUGGAAUAGACUGUUUCCUCCUUUACGUCAUAGACAUAAUGCGAAUUAUCAAGAUCAUCGCCCAUCUGAACAAGACACACCUCCACCUACCGAGGUUUCUGAAGAGCAGGUUGCACGACUUAUGGAAAUGGGAUUUUCCAGGGGAGAUGCUCUAGAAGCUCUGAGGGCUUCCAAUAAUGACUUAAAUGUAGCCACUAAUUUUCUGCUGCAGCACUGAUGGUUUUCGGUGUGAAGGAACCUCACUCGAUGGGCUUGUGCGUCUGAAAGAGGAUCAAAGCCACCUGCUGGACGGACUCACGAAGGUCGUCCCCACAAGAAUGUCAGAAAAGAGAAACCGGCUCCGCGUGACUGGUGAUUCAAAGCGAUGUUAACGGAUGACGUGAACUGUUCCCAAGCCUUCAGAUGACUUGCUGGUUUCUAGUCUGGUUAUCCUUUUCAAAGUAACGUUAGUUUCUACUUAUUACUGGAUAUCACCUAAAUUUAUUUUUAAAAGUAGGUGGGUUUUUUUCUUGUAAAUCCUUGUUAGACAUAUUAUCAGACAUAAUGACUAGGAAAAGAAGCUCCAACAACCACAACUUGAUUUACCUAUCAAGAAAAAUCAUAUUUUCUUCCUUUACCGGUCUAAUUUCUCUAGCUUACAUGUUAUUUUACAGUACUUGAUUUUUGAUUACAGUAAUAAGAGGUUUGAAGAUCACUUCAUUUUCAAUUCAGCAAAGGGUUAGGGGACUACAUUGUCAUUCUUCAGAAAGUUUUAUUAAUGCCUGUAAUACUUUAUUUCUUGAAUUCCUUUUUAAAAAAUGUUGUCAUUCAGCACAUAACACACAGAUAGGAUGCGAGAAAAUUCACAUGCGUAUUGCAGGCUAUGGUAAGUGACCACUGUAAAUUUAAAAUUUUUACAAACUGAAUUAGUUGCUAUUCAGAUACAGGUCGUGAAGAUAUUCACUGGAAGCAAUAAAGGUGAAUUGAAUGGUACAGUAAGAUCAGAACUGAAAUUAUUUGAAUUAUUUCCAUGUCUGAUUCAGACAGACUUCUGUAAUGGUGGAUGUAUGGUCAAUGUCCUAUGUGCUGGUUUCAUUUUUUGAGCUGGCUACAUACUGUCUUAAAAUUAUAAAGACCUAACUUUUCUAUAUAUAGUUCUAGUUUUCUACUGUCAGAGAUGUGGAUGAUGCUGCAUCAGCUGAAUCCUCACUGUCUGAAGCAACUUACUGUUGAUCACGACUGGAAUAUUGAUAUGAAGGGUGAUUCAGGCUAACACAGGAGGUAACAGAAUGCUAAUGCCAACGUAGUACAAUAUUGGGUUAGAAGUUUAGAUUGAUAAAUAAACUUACUCAGCUUGACUCUCAGAAGCGAUCAGUAUUAGCAUCUUAGGAGUUUCAGGAGGUGGGAUGGAGAGAGGUGAACAUCUCUGUAAAACCAAGAUGAAGUAAUGCGAGAUUCCAAACUGUGACUUCGUGAAACCAAUCUACCUAUGUAUCUCAAGCAUUUAAUGUAUGUUUCUGUAUGCAUUUUGUUUGUACAUUGUGUGUACCUAUGUGUCUGUUUAUAUACACACAGGCAUAAUUAAUACAUAUGUACAUUUAGAAUAAGAUACAAGUCAUCGGAAGCAUAACAAAAGCAAUAGGAGGUACAAGGGGGAGGAGGUGAAAGAAUACAGGAGAGAGAAGGAUGUUUUAAACAUCCACAUGAACACGUGUGCACCAAAGAACAGACCUGCACAGUUUCUCUUGACCUGGAAAAUAUACUGGGAAAUUACAGGACAAGCUUUAGGGAGAGGGAGAUACCUUUCUUUUGUUUUUUUUUUUUUUUUAAUUGACUGAUAAAACUGAAAAAAGUCCCUCAGACAUUCAAGUCCUUAUCCAGAAAUGUCAAAUUUGUGCAGCUUUCGGCACAUGGCAUAAUUUUUAAUAAAGUCAAUGUCCCAUAUGUAUUUUUUAGUAUUUUCCAGUGGGUAAAAUAAGGGGAUUUUGGAAUUACUGUGUCUAUUCCUGGGCUGUGAUCAACCUCCUUCAGGGUUUGGCUUGAUGCUGUGAUCACAUUAUUUAGGCAGGGUCUGCUUUUUCAAUUGAAAGGUUUUGUUUGUGUGAAGCUGAGUGGCUCUGUGUGUGUAUAGGCAAAGGACAUUUCUGUAUCCAGAGGCCUCUGGACACCUGCUGUCUUACAAAAGAAAAAAAACCAACUGUAGUAAUUUGUAUACAGAAACUAGUUAAAUGUUUUGAAACAAGUACAGAUUUUAAUUUUUAAUCAUACAGAUUCUUCCUUCACAAAUAUGUUAUCGAAAGUAGCAAUAAAAACUAGUGAAUUCCUUCAGAAGUUGAAUUUUUAUGUAGGAAAUAAAGGUCCAUCUAGCCCAGGGUAGAUAUAAUAUGACCUGUGCCCUUUCAGACAUUAUAGAAUCCUAGAAUGUCCUGAGUUGGAAGGGACCCACAAGGGUCAUCGAGUCCAACUCCUGUCCCUGCACAGGACAACCCCACAGUUCACACCAUGUGUCUGAGGGCGUUGCCCUGCUCUAGGGACAAGCACAAAGCACAUUUGUUCCUUGGAAUUUUAAAAUAUGUUGAGUGGCAUCCAGGACACGCAAGUGGAUAGUCUCCAAGUCUAAAUUGUUUCUUGCCGUAUCUCUACAGGGAGUAUCAAAAUGUCACAGUUCUGUGGAAAACCCCAUUUUGCAAAAUAUGUCAAACAGAAGGGGUAAAAUUCAGGUCUGGUGAUGUCAGCUGAAAACUCCCUUUGACAUCUGUGAGAAUGGUUUUUGCUCAAAAGACUUCCAGGGUUGUGAUUUCCAAUUAAAAAAAAACAUUUAAAAAAUAGAAGUGGUAAAAGGAGGAGUCUCGGAUACUGUUGAACACAGUUCCUGUUUCAUGCAAGAACCAUAGCAGAAAAAUUCACACGUUAGAGCUGGAAAACAAUUUGGUUUCCCCUCAAUGGGGAAACUUUCAUGGACCAUUUCUGUGAACGCGAGGAGCUUGUUCUUCACAGCCUACACAGCGUUUGUCUGAUACAGUUUUGAAUGUCUCAUCACACAGUUUCUGGUUUUUGUGUGACCCAACAUUAUAUUUUUAGGCAGCCAGAGAAUGCAGAAUACUUUUCUACAGAGAAGAUUUUAAGUCCUAAGGAAAUUCACGCUGAUUUUAGUAUUUGGUAUUUUGAAAUAAAAGUAAUUGCUGCUGUUAAAAAUUUUCUGCUAGAUGAGGAAUGUUGUCUUUUCAGACAACAUUGGAGUCUUUUAUUGGAGACUUUCCUAGACAGUUACGUGAUACUCUGAAAUACACCCGCAGUGAGGUUUGUAUUUGUGGAAAUCUGCCUGAUAAGCUGCCAGGUUCUCAAGCCCUAACUUUUUUGCUAAGACGCAGAACGGUUGGGCUCCAUACCUCCCAAAACCAUUUUCCUCUCCCAAAACAAGUGUUAAAGGUUGCCCGCUACUUACAUGCGCACAUGGACCGACACAAUUGAUGCGUGUACCGACCUGUGCUGUCCAGCACUUGUCGGUGCCUUGGUGAACAUGUCAUGGAGAAAAGGUCUCGUUAUUUUUGUCUGAAACAGAAGAACAAGCAAGCAAAGCCUAUUGCAAGGUGCUGGGCAAAUGGCAACGUUUUUUGGCUCUCCUGUUUGUGUAUGUGUAUAUGUAUAUAUACGUAUAUGUGUAUAUGCAUACAUAUGUGUGUAUACAUAUGUAUAUAUACAGAGAGUGAGCAUAUUUAUGUAUUGAUUUGAUGAAUUUAACUGGAGCUUAAAGUUUGUUGAAGAAAAUUAAAAGUCUGUAUUCAAAGACUCCCAUCUCUCAAACGUGUGCAUUUGGAGUACAUAUGCAGUUUUGAAGGCAUCCAAAUUUGAAAACACUCAGAACUACAGUUCUCAUGAUGUAGAGGAACUGUGUCUCUUUGAAAAUAAAUAAAUGCACAGUAUUCAUUUGAA